Messenger RNA from Penicillium macrosclerotiorum, 6186 nucleotides. Its product is annotated as NACHT domain protein. NCBI's taxonomy places the organism in Eukaryota, Fungi, Ascomycota, Eurotiomycetes, Eurotiales, Aspergillaceae. The transcript has 4 exons. Bases 1 to 6186 code for a protein of 2061 amino acids. The record is from RefSeq and is a predicted model, not a curated record.
AUGGCUCCCGGUCUUGUUUCCCCUCUUCCGGGUAAUCUUACCUCCUCCUUCUAUGCGAAUUUGCCCGGCAACUCCCGGCACGUCUCUGCUUUCUCUGCUACAUUCGAUAACGACAGUAUGUCGCAGAAUGGCCGCUCUUCUCGCCGGGAAUCCUUCAUGCCCCGGAAGGUGAAUGGCGCCGGUAACUCUAACAUUACCAGUGUGGUCCAAUCUCUGCACCGUCGCAGCGGUGAUGAAUUGGGCACUGGCGCAUCUACUCAGCUAUUGAACACAUCCUAUAGCUCCAUCUUGGACUGGAUCCGGUCGGAGCGCAUGAACCACCUGCCCCCGGAGGGAAGUAGCUAUGACAAGGUCCUUUCCUGGGCCCAGCUCUUCGUUGAGAGAUUGCAUUCUUUCGAUAGUGCGAUUCAGGAGUUUGCUGGUGAUAGCUAUCUCGCUGCUCAGCUGUCCUAUGGCUACUGCUCUAUGCUUCUUGAGCUGGGCAAAGAUAAUGCACCAGCCUUGAUGACUUCCUUUGGCUUCUUCUAUAGCACCUCAUCUACCUUGGUGAACCUCUUGGAGCGUACUGAGCUUUUCUCUGUCUCCCAGGAGAUUAAGGAGCAGCUUAUCCUUGCUCUAGCUGACCUGGUGACCCUGGUCGCCAGUGUCUCCACUCACUUCCACAAAGCCAUCCGUGGGUUGACCACUGCUUCGGUGUCGGUCAACAUCUACGAUACUUUCCCUGGACAGAUCCAAUCUUUCCGCGAGCGCUGCGCCAAGAUUGCUGAGGCUAUGUGGAGACAUCAGCUUGCGAAGGAGAACAUUGACACGGACCGAGUUUCCGUUGUCAAGUCCGUCCGAUCAUGGCUCGCCCCCGAAGACCGCGUCCUCAGCCAUCUUGCCGAGAAUAGCUCCCACCUUGCCCACGAGCGUGAGGAAAUGACCUGCCUUUGGAUGGGCCCAUACUUGACUCGUUUCCUGAAGAGCCAAGAUACCGCCUUGUCUUUCACUGGCAAGCCAGGUUCUGGCAAGACAGUCCUGGCUUCCGUCAUCGUUGACCGUUUGCAGGACCAGAUCGGUGGUGUCACCUACAAGACCCUGUUUGUUCCCAUCAAUGCUCGCAUUCCUGCUGAGAGUACCCCUAUUGCCAUUGCGAAGACCAUCCUUUUCCAGCUCUUCGAAAAGCGUAUUGGUAACAUUCAGCUGCUGCAUAUUCUGGGCGACGCAUACGAGCGUAGUCGCAAGAGUACCAGCCCUGCCGACUAUGAGAACAUUCUCUGGAACGCCCUGGAACGAGCUCUUGCCGCUGCCCUUCGCGGUGCCAAGGAACUUGUCAUUGUUGUUGAUGGCCUCGAUGAGGCUGCUGGCGGUGAGGCUGCUCUGGUUCAGCGUCUUGUCGUUGCUACUACCCAUGCCACCAAUGUGAAGCUCAUCACUCUGGGUGCUGAGAAGCCUCCUAUCAAAGAUAAUGUGAUGCAUGUUCCUAUCAAUGAGGACCGCAUCGCUGAUGAUGUCUCCGCUGUUGUGCGAAGCAUUCUCGUCCGCAGCCAGGUUUUCGUCGCGAUGUCUGAACUGGAGCAGGAGACUGUCGUUGAUCAGAUCACCGAGGCCUCCCACGGCUCCUUCCUCUGGGCUAAGCUUGCGGCCAAGCGUGCCCGUUCUGAGCAGAACAAAGACAGUUUUUUCAAGACCACAGAGACCUUAAUUAGCAGCAAGCUGACCAUCAGCGACUUUGUUACCCAUGCCCUCCAAUCUACCGAGGUCAACGAGGAUGCUAAGUUUAUGCUGCUCUGGCUUGCAACCGCUGAACGUCCCUUACUGCUGAAGGAGCUCAUCACCCUGGCUUCUAUCCAGGUUGAAAAGCACAGCGUCACCGAUCGCAAGGUCGAUCCAUUGGCCAUCUUGAAGCCGCUGACCAAUCUUAUUUUCCUCCAGGAUGGUCUAGUAUAUCUUCGUCACGGCCUCAUCCGUACUGCCGUUCUUGAAGUCUAUACUAAGGGCAAGCUCAUCCCGACUAUCAAGGACCGUCAUGCCGAUUUCGUCACUCGUCUUUUGAUCUAUAUCAAGAACACUGUGACUGAGCAGCAUGAGCCUUCUUUGACCCCCCUUGACCGUCAUGACACUACCCUGCUUGUUCAGAAGUAUCCCCUCCUUGACUUGUCUGUGCGGUACUGGACCCAGCACCUGAAACAGACAACUGUCUACACAACUGGCGGUGAUGCUCCCACGGCGAAGGAGUUCGGCAAGCUCUUCCCUGUCACCGUCACUUUGCUGCUUCUCCAGAAUACACUCUGGCAGAACAUCUCCACCCCGACUCUGCUGUCGUAUCUGACUACUGUCACCAACCUGUGCCGUCACAUCUUGACUCCCAACAGCGUGGUGACUCUGCAGUCCAUUAUUUCCCUGGCUCUCUUCCGUCGUGACGUUGGUCACGUUCCCGAGGCCAUUCCUCUCCUCUAUGAGAUUACCACAAUUAGCCGCACUCUGCUCACCACCAAGCAUAUUGUGACUAUGCAGAUGGCCGCUUUGUUCCUUGAACUUACCGUGGAUCAAGUCUCCAACACCAAGACUGAAAUCAUGAUCAGACGCGAGGAGACUCUUCUACUCAUUGUUGAGUGCUAUAAGAUUCACUAUGGUAACACCUCAGAGAAGGUGGUCACCACCCUGAAGACCCUGAUUGAGCACUACCGCUUGAUCAAAGAGGAGAAGAGAGUCCGGGAAAUUGAAAUCCAAAUCAAGACCAUUACGGGCGUUGAUUAUGGCGAUGAUGUUGAUAGCCGUGGUGGCCACCUUCAUGUCCACCUGAAGGGUCACAAACAGAAUGGCGAGACUGGCAUCCGCUUCAUCCUUGAUGCCGAGGAGGACGAGGUCCAGUCGGAGUCCUUCGACUUCGAGGCUCUCAUCAAGCUGGCUGAGAAGCACGUCGCCGAAGGUCGCAUUGUCGAGGCUGAGCGCAUCUACGUUGAGAUCUGGCAGCGCGCCAGCAAGGAGUGCCGUGCUCAGUACUCUGAGCAUUGGGAGCAGGUCAAGCUGAAGGCCGUUACUGUCUACUCGAAGUUCCUCCAGUCCCAGAAGCGAGAGUACGAGGCCUCUUCUAUCUUGUCAAGUGUUUGGGAAGAGUACAGAAGCACUAGCCUCUCUGUCUCUGAAUCCACUUCCUCGCACUUCCAGGAGAUUGCCAAAGUCAUGUCGGCUGUUGGCCUCUCUGCUGCGGCUCUCAGCAUCUUCAAGCACUGUGCUCACUACUACCAGAGUACCAACCGGACCAAGUCUUCAUCCUAUGAGGAAAUCCAGCAGAGUAUCAGCAGCACUUCCCAGCAAGUCAUGCACCAGGCUAGCUCCUCUUCUACUGUUGUGUCCGAGUCCACUCUGGAGGAAAUGGUCUAUGAAGCUUCUAGCUCUAUUACCAAGAUUGACCAGAGCUCUUUCACCGCGACCCACACUCUCGUUGAGUUGUACGUUUCUCAGCACCGUUGGAAGGAUGCCACUCGUGUUGUUAAGAAGGUUCUUCACGGUCUGUGGCCUUCUCUGUUUGCUCCUUCUAUCCAGGAUGUGAUCCUCCCAGGCCAGCACGUUGAGAAAUGUGUGGACCUUGCCGAGCGUCUUAGUCAAUGCUACCAUUACCGCCGUCGCUUCCCCCGUGAAGAAGGUAUUCGUAUCCGCGUUUACCAUGCCGUUCGUGUCGCUCGUCCCGUCGAUGACAAGCUGCGGGAGCGUGUCACCAAUGAGCUUGUUCGCUUCUUUGAGCGCUCUUCCCAGCCCGAGCGAGUUAUCAGCACUCAUCAAGAGAUCUUGGACGACUAUAUUAAGCAUUAUGGCCCUGAGCACCCCAUUGUCAUCAAGACCCUGUGGACUCUGGCCCAGCUUACCCGUCCUCGUCCCAUUUUUGUCGAGUAUUACCAGCGCAUUAUCAAGGCCCUGAACAAGGACUCUCCUCACUGCCACCCUGAUGCCAUUGAGCCCCUCAUCAUUGUUGUGACUGAGCUGUGGAACCAGAGCCGCUACACUGAUGCUGUAGCUUACUACUCGGUUCUAUUCACCACGUUCCUCCAUGAUCCCAAGAAGAGCCCCAAGUUCCAGGAGCCCUCAUUCGUUGAGGAAUUCUUCACCCGCUACACUCACUGCCUGCGUAGCGUGCGCGCCGACUAUGCCGUGAUUCACAAGAUCACUGUUGACUACCAGGCCAAGGUGAAGGCUGUGUUCAGUGCUACCGCAACGAUCACAAUCAGGGCCACUCUGACUCUUGCUAAGGUCUGCCAAGAGACCAAGAAAUACGAGUCCGAUGCCAUCCUUCUUUAUGAGGAGCUGCUCAAGAUCAAGUCUGUUGAACUUGACCAUGAGGAGAUUUCUGCUACUCUUGACGGUAUCUAUGAGGAACAGACUGCCAUCGCCAUCUCCAAGUCUGAGUCGAUCUCUUCCACUCAGAUUGAGCGUGCCUCCAAGGUCCUGCGCAAGCGCAUUACCUCCGUGCGUGAGACUCACGGCUGGGCUCAUGAGGAGUCUCUGACCAAGCUGAAGGAGAUGGUUUCUUUCCACUCCAAGCACAGCGAGUCGUCCGAGUCGGUCAUUCAAGAGCUCAAGGAGUCGACUGUCAACAUUCUGCAGUCGGAGACUUCCUCCACCAGGCUCGUCGCUGCCGCUGUUACCAUUGCUGGUAGCUAUAUUGCCACAAACCAGGUUUCUAAGGCCACUGAGUUGACUCAGGAGCUUUACCGCCAGGUUGUCAUGAAAGAUACCACCAAUGUGAAGAGCUCCAAGUUUGAUCUGACUACUAAGGGUCGACAAAGCCUGAUUUUCCUGGCUCAGAUGGAGCACAGUCUCCGUCAGCAGAGCUCGAGCAUCACCGAGAUCCUGGCUUCUUUGACCACCCAGUACGUGUACUAUGAGGAGUUCCGCACCCACGUCUCUUCUAAGAGCAGCUCCUUCCACACUGUCUCGGUGUCUGCUUCUCGUCUUUACCACUUCCUGCUCAUUAACAACCGCAAGGAAGCCGCUGUCCGUGUCUUCGACGAAUACGUUGCUUACUUCCUCGCUACUGAGGGCAAGCGUAUCAAGUUGACCGAGACUGCGCAAGUCAAGAUCUUCCUUUCUACCAUCCUGGAGCACUUCAGCAGCCACCAGUCCACCAACUUCAUCCGCUCUGUCGGUAUUGCCAGUAACUACCGUGUUCUCGAGCUGCUGCAGAAGCAGAACUACAAUGGCGCUUGUGACCUUGCUAUCGCAUCUUUCCGCUACAUCUCGGCUCAUGAUGUCUUCCGCACAGCUGCGAUUGUCAAGUUCGUCUUCACUCUAGGUGUCUUCAUUACCGGUCGUACCAUUACCCCCCAGCCCGACCAGGCCACCCAGAAGAAGUUGAUCGGCGUUUCUGCCGUCAUCAUCCAGGAGGUCCUCCGCGUCAUCAGCGAUCUGAAGAUCAACCUGGCCCAGAUCAGCCUCGACUACCUGAACAUCCUGAUUGGCCUGCUCGGCGAGCAGAAGGAAUACAAGAACCUGGUCUGGCUGCUUUCCAGCCUCUGGACUAGCCGCAACCAGCAGAUCAACUGGUCUCCCUCCGUCACACUCCAGCUGGCCCGCCGCUACAUCCUAGCCCGCUACCUGGUUGGCGACGCCCUCAAGGCCUCUCGCCUUGCUGAGGACAUCGUCUACAACUGCCGUCGCGUCAACGGUGCCCGCCACCAGAGUACCCUGGAGAUGUCAUCCCUGCUUUCCCAGCUGUACACUGGCAUCGCGCAGCGGUACCAGUCUGAGAAGGGCGGCCAGCACAUGGCCAACAAGUAUUACAAGAAGGCCGCUAGCCUGCACGAGAACUUGCUGCGCAUCUUCGUCGACCCGUCCCUGGCUGAGUUCGAAGGUGGCCUUGAAAACAGCAUGAGCAUUGACGGCUCUACCUACGACCUUGACCUGGCCGACAGCGCACACGGCAGCAUCUCAGAUGGCGAGCACGUCCGCCAGCACCUGCUGCUGCUCAAGCUUGCUGUACAGCGUCUGGGUGACUGGCCCAAGGACUACAGUGAGUACGAACGCCUGAACGCCGACCUGUUCCGAGAGUUCAGUGAUGAGCUUAAGGGUGUCGAGGGUGUUGAAAAGUGGGAUUUGAAGAAGUUUGGCGCUGGCAAGGCUGUCAGCAACGACGAUACCCUGAACCUGGAAAUCAAGACUUGGGAGCUGGAGCUUACUCCGGCCGAGGAGAUUGAGGAGGAACUGUGA